AUGCUUGCUCGGCUGCUCUUCUGGCGUACGCGCCUCCGUCGGCGCUUUCAGUUCUACUGUGCCCCUAGUGGCGCUCGUUGCACCGGCUACGAUAUGGACGAAAUUGUGGAUCUGCUGCACGAGGCUGCCCUGCGCGCCUGCGGCGACGGGAAGCUCAUUCUUGUAGUGCACGAUUUUGGCGCAAUCUAUGGCAUGCUGCUGGCCGCACGCUUCCCUGAACUUAUCCGCUGCGUGAUCGCGCUAGAUAUCGGGUAUAUCGAGCUUGCUGGCCUCGCAGGGCCGCACAGCUGCCGCGGCCUGCGCAACCUCUGCUUCUUCGGGGCGAUGUAUCAGUGGGCGCUCUGCUUGUGCUGGCUGCUUCAGCUGCUCCCUCUCAUCGGCCACUUGAUGCGCGCGGCCUGCUUUUGUUGCCGGCCAGCGUCGUGCUACAGCUACUUUUAUCUGCACACCCGUUGCUGCUACGAGCCGGCAUGGCGAGAGAGCAUCGACUGGACGCGCUACCCGCCCCAGCCGACGCUGUUCUUGCAUGCCGCGUGGCUUUGGCCGCUGAGCAAGUUCCUGCGCUUCUACGACGAGGCGUGGGCACGCGGCCUCGUGACGCGGGGCGAUGGCUCUCGGGCUCUGCGCAUGAGGGGGGACCACUACUUCUUCACGAGGCGACACCCCUUCCGCAUUUUACCCAACGACCUGGCGGAGGUCUGCGCCGCAAUCGACGCCUUUCUGGACGACGUCCCGUUGAGCGCCGCGGGCUGUGGUGUAUAA
This is a messenger RNA of Emiliania huxleyi CCMP1516, 762 nucleotides long. RefSeq lists its product as hypothetical. The record is from RefSeq and is a predicted model, not a curated record. The coding region runs from base 1 to 762 and encodes 253 amino acids. The transcript is spliced from 4 exons. NCBI's taxonomy places the organism in Eukaryota, Haptophyta, Isochrysidales, Noelaerhabdaceae.